UUCUGACGGUGGCGCGUGUUCCGAUGCUGCUGCUGCCGCCGCCUGCGACCCACUGCUACAGCACCCGGCAAUCCAGCAGCGGGCGGGCAAUCCAGCAGCGGGCGGGCUCUACUGAACGGCCAGAAAGUUAAACUGAGCGGCGAAUGCCCGUGCAAGCGAGUCGCUGACAUUGGCAAUGCCCAAGACGAGAGGCCGCGGGGCGAAGGCUGCUGGAAACCAGGUUGUGAUCAGCAGGUUUUUCCGCCCUGCAGCCAGGACAGAGCGGGGAAAGGAGCAGAGGCGGGAAGGAGACAGUGUGGCAACAACUUCCCCAUGUCAGCAGAUACUGGACACCAAGAAGAAAAAGGAAACAACAGUGGAACAAGGUGAACUUUGGCCUAAACGUAGAAAGUUGGCAAGUCGAGAAGAGAAUGGGGAUGUACUUAGAAAAGAUAGCCAGGAGCCAACAGCUCGCCAGCAUCCGAGGAUAUCUUCAGGCACCCUGGACAGACUGAAGGAAUUUUCUGUUGACCGGCACCUAGAAACACCAUGUGUUAAGGAUUCGGGUGGGGAUGCCCAAUGGACGAACAUCAGAUGCACAGACAAUUCGGAUUUGUAUUCUGAUGAUGUUGGCACAGAAAUGUGUGAUGGGAUGCUUAGAAAGGAUUUGAAUGGAAAACUGGAGCAGUCGCAUUCCCAGGAAACAGCGAGCCGUGAUAGGAAUCCGUUUUCAGCUUCAAACAAGGGGGCCAGUGUGAAGAACAGUGUGGAAGACAGGGGAGUUAAUCGCAGGACAAAGAGUGCGUACACUCCACUCGAGCUGCAGUUCCUGGAGAUAAAAAAACAGCACCAAGACACAGUGCUGUGUGUGGAGUGCGGGUAUAAAUACAGGUUCUUCGGUGAUGAUGCUGAGAUUGCAGCUCGGGAGCUGAAUAUUUACUGCCAUCCAGACCACAACUUUAUGACGGCCAGCAUACCGGUGUACCGGCUGUUUGUCCAUGUACGCCGCCUGGUGGCCAAGGGCUAUAAGGUGGGAGUGGUGAAGCAGAUGGAGACUGCAGCUCUGAAAGCCGUUGGAGAGAACAAAGGCAACAUCUUUACUCGCAAGCUGACAGACCUGUACACCAAGUCGACACUCAUCGGAGAAGAUAUUAAUCCCUUGUUGAAUCUGGAUCUGGAUGACGAGGGAGAAGGGGCUAGUGAAGUUCCCAACAGCUACCUGAUGUGCAUCUUUGAGCAAGCAGCAAACAAAAAGGACCGUAAGAAGCAGGGAAUUCAGAUUGCGUUUGUGGCGGUGCAGCCCAACACUGGCGACGUGGUCUAUGAUUGUUUCCACGACUGUAAAUCCCGGUCGGAGCUGGAGAGCCGGAUCCUGUGCCUGCAGCCGGUUGAGAUCCUGCUCCCGCCAGAGUUGUCCGAGAACACGGAGAAGCUUUUGGCGAGUAUCUCGGCUUCAAGCUUGCGUGAUGACAGAAUUCGUGUUGAGCGGAUGGACAAUUUCCAUUUUGAGUACACAAAUGCUUUCAAACUAGUCUCUGAGUUCUGUGCGCCUGGAACCUCUGAUGUUUCAGAAUCACGACAAUUAUCCACCUUAUUAAAAUUGGAGAUGCCUGUUGUUUCCUGUUUGGGAGCAGUCGUCAAGUAUCUAUCCGAAUUCAAAUUGGAGAAGAUACUAACGAACCCAAGUAACCUGAGCAAGUUCUCUGAAGACUCCUCUUGGAUGUCAAUCAAUGGAACAACUUUAAAGAACUUGGAAAUUUUACAAAACCAGACCACUGGCACAAAGAAAGCUAGUCUAUUUUGGGUCCUAGAUCAUACCCAGAGUUCCUUUGGAAGACGACUACUGAGGAAAUGGGUGGCACGACCUUUAAUCAAAGCAAGUGAAAUUAAUGCGCGCUUGGAUGCUGUUGCUGAAAUCCUAUCAUCGGAUUCCAUCGUCCUGGCGAAGACCCAGAGCUUGCUGUCUAAACUCCCUGAUCUGGAGAGAGGAAUCUGUAGCAUUUAUCACAAAAAGUGCUCCACGUGGGAGUUCUACCAGCUGCUCCGUACUUUGUCCAACCUGGAGGUGGGUUUCCAGGCUUUGCUUCCGGCUGCUGCGUCUGAGUUAAGCUCGUCUCUUCUGCGUAACGUUCUGUCGGAGCUGCCACAGCUGCUGAACCCUGUGCAUCACUACUUGAAGAUUCUGGAUGAAAAUGCAGCCAAGUCCGGUGAUAAGACGCAGCUCUUCAGAGACCUCACUGACUUCCCUGUGAUUCAGCAACGAAAACAGGAGAUCCAGGACGUGUUUUCCCGGCUGCAACAGCAUCGCAGGGAUAUUCGUCGAAUUCUGAACAAACCAUCUUUCGAUUACAUUACAGUUUCGGGACAAGAGUUUCUCGUGGAAGUGAAAAAUUCCCUGCUGCACAUCAUUCCAUCUGAAUGGACAAAAAUUUCCAGUACAAAAGCUGUCGUUCGCUUCCACACCCCAUUCAUUGUGGAGCAGCACCGGUGCUUGUGCCAGCUUCGUGAGCAACUUGUCCUCGACUGCAGCGCAGAGUGGCUACAACUGCUGGAUCAGUUUGGUGAACACUACCAUGGAAUAAGAAAGGCAAUUGGUCACCUGGCAACCAUUGACUGUACCUUUUCAUUGGCAGCAGUUGCUAAGCAAGGAGGAUAUUCCAGACCAACUGUGCUGCAAGAAAAGAGGCAAAUAGUGAUCAAGAAUGGCAGGCACCCAGUGAUUGACAUUCUUAUGGGAGAACAGGAGCAAUAUGUUCCAAAUGGCACUGGACUGCAAGGCGAUGGACAGAGAGCUAUGGUCAUUACUGGGCCCAACAUGGGAGGAAAGAGCUCUUACAUUAGACAAGUAGCCAUGAUCACUAUUAUGGCACAAAUCGGGUCGUAUGUCCCGGCAGAAGAAGCGGUGAUUGGUAUUGUGGACAACAUAUACACAAGAAUGGGAGCUUCUGACAAUAUCUACAACGGUCAAAGUACAUUUAUGGAAGAGCUGACAGAGGCUGCAGAGAUCAUUAAAAAAGCGACGUCUCGCUCAUUGAUCAUCUUGGAUGAGCUGGGAAGAGGCACAAGUACUCAUGACGGCAUUGCUAUUGCCUAUGCCACCCUGGAGCAUUUUGUAAAAGAUGUGAAGUCCCUGACACUCUUUGUUACCCACUACCCGCCCGUGUGUGAGCUGGAGAAACUCUACCCGCAGAACAUCGGCAAUUACCACAUGGCUUUCCUGUUAAACGAGGAAGAUGAACAAAAUUGUAUGAAUGGAUCAGCGGAGGAACUUCAGCCUGAAUCGAUCACUUUCCUCUAUCAGCUGACUGAGGGGGCUGCUGCUCGGAGUUAUGGUCUCAAUGUCGCCAAAUUAGCAAGUAUUCCCGGGGAAGUGCUAAAGAAAGCCACUCAGAAAUCCAAGGAGCUGGAAGGCUUGAUGAAUACUAAGAGGGAGAAGUUGAAAUCCUUCUCUGAAGUCUGGAAAAUAAAGGAAGGGAAAGAUCUAAUGGACUGGUUAAUGGUGAAUAAAUAAGUCAUUUUUAUCCUUUUGAAUAAAUAAAAUGAUAGUCUACUUUGGUGUUUUCUUGUAAUAUUAAAUUUGAGGUUCCAUUACAGCUGAUGUCACUGAUUUCCAGUUUGUAAAUGCCUGCUUUGAAACUACUUGCCCUGUUUAUAUUCUUCAUGUAAAUCCUGCAACUCAAAAUAUAUGGUGAAAAAUGUUCAGCUCAUUUCUGUUCUUCCAUCGGUAGGAACCAACUGUUCCCGCAUCCAUCACACAAUCUUAACUUUCUUUCAAACGUCUCUCUCAUUUUCGUUUUCCUUUUUACUUGCUCACCUGGCUGUCCAUUUUAGUCAGCCUAUGCAAGACGAACUUUUGGCUGUCACUCAGUAGUUUCAGCAGUCAUAUCAUUUGGCUCCUGUCCUAAAUAGUGCAAUCUUGACUUUUUUUUGGCUUUAACACCCAGCCUACUUCAAAACAAAAAAAUACUGUCAUUAAUCCAAAGCUGGAAAAGACUUGAACCUUCCACACAGCGAAUGCUGUUCAGAACUGAAUCCAGACUGAAUGAGCCAGAUUGGUGUUGAGCCAUUCUGGUGUGUUUUGUUUUAAGAACAGGGACUACAAGCCCCCUGCUAAACACUUUGUUCUGAAUGUUAUGAAGUUGAACUGGGCAGACUUGGACUUUAUUUCAACUGAUUUUGUUUACGGCAGAGCGUUUCCAAUCUUGUGGAUGAAGCAAUAUGGAUUCUAUUUUUAAAUGAGAACUUUGUUUAACCUAUUCUGUAUUUUGCCAGUGAAAACGUACUGAAAAAGACUGUUACGCAAUCAUAGGGGAAAACCAUAGUGUUCACCUAAAAUGGAAUAUCUGUAAUUACACUGUGACAUUGAAAAAUAAUGCAGAAGAACUUCAUAAUUAAUGUAAUACUUUGUAAGCCAAGCCAAAUAAAUUAAAAUCUAUUUUCUAUGUGUCA
Molecule: messenger RNA, 4428 nt
Organism: Amblyraja radiata (thorny skate)
Lineage: Eukaryota; Metazoa; Chordata; Chondrichthyes; Rajiformes; Rajidae
Gene: msh3
Product: mutS homolog 3 (E. coli)
Exons: 24
Coding region: 176-3490 (1104 amino acids)
Biological process (GO): mitotic recombination; somatic recombination of immunoglobulin gene segments; mismatch repair
Cellular component (GO): nucleus
Molecular function (GO): mismatched DNA binding; ATP binding; ATP-dependent DNA damage sensor activity
Source: RefSeq, a predicted model, not a curated record